GCGGGGAUGGGGGUGACGGUGGACGUGCACCAGGUGUACAAGUACCCCUUCGAGCAGGUGGUCGCCAGCUUCCUCCGAAAGAAGAAGAUUAGGUACGACAUGAAGCAGAAUGGUGCUCACGGGAAGAGUGCGGGCUCUGACAUCAGACGGGGGGACCGAGUGCUUCUAGCUGUCUGAGAGGAGUAGCCUGCAGAAAUCUUUACCACCUUGGAGUAAUAAAGAGAAGAAAGAGCAUGAAUAAAGUAUCCCAACCCCAUGGAUAAAAAUGUCAUCUCUGUAGUAACUGUGGAGGAAAAAAGAGACGUGUCAACAGGGAUCAUCUAUAGAAAGAGGAUUGCGAUCUGUCAGAAUGUGGUUCCAGAAAUUUUAAGGAAGGUGAGCAUUUUAAAGGUACCUAGUAUCCAGUUGGAAGAGGAAUCAUGGCUCAAUCCUCAGGAAAGAAACAUGGCUAUACGGAGUCACUGCCUUACAUGGACACAAUAUGCAUCCAUGAAGGAAGAGUCUGUCUUCCGGGAAAGUGUGGAAAAUCCCAAUUGGACAGAGUUCAUUCAGAGAGGCAGAAUUUCAAUUACAGGGGCUGGCUUUCUCAACUGCAUUUUGGAGACUUUUGCCAGCACAUUCUUAAGACAGGGAGCCCAGAAGGGAAUUAGAAUAAUGGAGAUGCUGCUAAAGGAACAGUGUGGUGCCCCCUUAGCCGACUAAAGACCCGCCAGGGCCCUGUGUUGUCCUAUUUUGCUCAAGAAUCGCUUCUUGGCCACAACACAUGACUGAUGCAAUUUUCGAAAUUCAAGUUUACGGAUACACUGUCGGCAGCUUAAAGAAGAGGAGACCUUCCUUUCAGAAUGUGAAUUGAUACACUUCCCUGGGAGCCUUCCUCAGAUAGUGGCACUCACGGACGUGAGAACUUCUAGCUAGAGUUGAAUGGCACAGUCUCUUUAUGAUUUACAAAUAAAGGGGGAGAAAAUCCAUAGAAGGUGAUGUCUGCCCUUUUUCAGGAUCUCCUGCUGAUGGCCUGGUGAUGGUGUCAGGGAAACCAAGGGCAGGCUGGAGGCCUGGCCAGUGCCAUAUGUUAUCAGCCUCAUUGCUCAUGGGUUUCAGGAGAAGAUCCUGGGAUGGAUAAAGGAAUUGAAACUGCCACUUGACACAUAGGUAGAAAAGAAUCUACCAGUUCUGUGUUGAAGCCAAGCUACAUUUAGAGUAAUGUUUGGGUCUCAGAAAUUGGGAGCAUUUGAUGUCUACCCAUAAGUACCACCUAACUGCCACCAAUAUAACUUCUCUGAUGUAACCUGU
This is a messenger RNA of Hyaena hyaena (striped hyena), 1290 nucleotides long. It is a transcript of the gene PRELID2, whose product is annotated as PRELI domain containing 2. The record is from RefSeq and is a predicted model, not a curated record. The transcript has 9 exons. Gene Ontology annotation, cellular component: mitochondrial intermembrane space. NCBI's taxonomy places the organism in Eukaryota, Metazoa, Chordata, Mammalia, Carnivora, Hyaenidae. Gene Ontology annotation, molecular function: phosphatidic acid transfer activity. Gene Ontology annotation, biological process: phospholipid transport. The coding region runs from base 256 to 702 and encodes 148 amino acids.